AUGGCCACACAUUUCUGAGAGAGAGACGUUAUGGGAUGCGCUCCAAGUACGCAGCACCAGAUGGUGCUGCCUUAUGAGGUUACUCAGGAGGCCAGCACGUCAUCCACAGAGCAACGAGGUGUCAGCAUCAUCAUGUUACAGCGAAUUCUUGAGCACCCUCGUUUCAAGCCCACCAUGACCACUGCCGACGUGUGCCGGGCCAUCAUCAUGCCUGAGAGCAAAAAGGCUGGCUGCGCCUACGCUGCUCUUCCUGAGUUUGCUCAGGAUGAGCUCUUGGUGGGGCGUGCCACACACUUUGUGAGUCACGCAUGGGCCUACUCGUACAAUGACCUCGUCGAUGCGCUUGCUGGCUUUGCGGGUGGACAUUCAAAGCAACGUCCCUACUUCUGGGUGGAUCUCAUGCUGGUGGACCAAAAUAAUGACCUCUCUCGACCCCAUCAAUGGUGGAGCACGACUUUCAAGAACAGUAUCCAAGAAUUGGGACACACCGUGGCCGUCAUGAUGCCUUAUGAUGCGCCCAAAAAUAUCAGCCGCGCCUGGGUCCUGUGGGAGCUCUUCUGCACACUGACGACGGGUACCGAGCUCUCCAUUGCCUUUCAUCCGGAUAGCUAUCGCCGCUUUCGCGCAGCUCUGCAUCACAAUCUGGGGCAGUUUAUGCAGAUGGUGGAAGCUGUGGACGCAGAAAAGUCCGAGGCCUUUGAUCCGUCUGAUCGCGAACAGAUUCACCGGGCCAUUCGCGAGGAGAUUGGCUUUACAAAGUUAAAUGCACAAAUUCGAUCCGGCCUGUUGGGCGUCUUUCUGGCUGGCGUUGCACGGGGCAUUGAGAAGGGUACACACACGCUCGACCAUGCGCGCCCUUUGUUGGAGGCAGGAGCCAACCCCAACAUGCUAGCCACCAUUCUGACCCCGCUGGCGGUGGCUGCGGGGGCUGGACUUGAGCCCUUGGCUGAACUUCUCUUCUCGUACAAUGUUGAGGUUAACAGGCAAAUGCCUGCCCGGAAUACCGCGCUACACGUGGCUGCCCUUGAGGGUCAAGCUCGGAUGGUGCAGCUGUUGCUGGCCCAUGGCGCCGACGCCACCAAGCGCAACGGCGAUGGCUUAACGGCGCAACAGGCUGCCCAGGCACGUAUCAAUGCCAUUGAAGCUUUGGCGGUGGAAGGCCUUCAUGCCGAAGCACCGCAGCAGCUCUGGAGGCACGCGCAGGGCUGCAUUCAGGCCCUGAACAUGAACGCUUUCAAAUCGCUUCUGUCCAUGCCCAACCCACCCGAAGCCAUCUUGAUCCAUGACGAGGCCCUGUGUUUGAUUUUCGCCGUGGCGGUCCCCCAAGCUCAAGAGGGCCCAUUGGCUUACCACAAGGCGGCAUCGGCCAACUUCUAUCGUGAUCCCGGCUUCAAGGACCGGAUGCUCGACUUUGCAUGGCAAGCACCUUUGCCCCCAACCACGGUAUCACGCUUGGAGGCGCUGGUGGCAAAGGAAGCGGGUAAACGAGCAGUUCAGGUGUUUGAGGCGGGCGGGGCCUUUCGAGCGUUUGUUUUGGCCGUCCUUGCUGCACAGCAGGCGCAGCACUCGCAGCUCUGGUCCUUGGCUCGUAGCGAGGUAGCCACGCUGAACAAGCGUGCACAAGACUUUGUAGCACGGAUGCAAGCCGAAUCAACCGCACAAGAGUCUUUAAUGGCCGCGUUUAGACGGUUGGGUUCGGAUCAUGGGAUUGUGAUAGCCGCAGGCCUGCUGAUGGUCGCAGCAGGCGCGCCAGCACUAGAUUCGACAGCAAUUGCAGCCCGCGUGGCGACCACCCCGACAAGCACAUGGUCAAACAUGUUUAUCCAUGGGGGUGAGUCGCGGGCGCUUGCCGCACUGCAAACCGUGACACGGGCCGAGUUGGCAUCCGAGGCCGAAGCCCAGGGCCUCUAUGAUUGCUGCGUAGCUCACCUGUUGGCCACCUUGGGAGAAGAGGCCGUCCAAGCCUUGAGUCUGGUGACGGUGCGGCCCGUAAAUUUGAACGAGGAGCUACAAGCCCAGAUGGAGCAGCUGCAGGCUGUCACGCGUUUGCUCACCGCCGCCACAGCGGUUGGUGCCCAUAGCUGCCCAUAA
Molecule: messenger RNA, 2091 nt
Organism: Monosiga brevicollis MX1
Lineage: Eukaryota; Choanoflagellata; Craspedida; Salpingoecidae
Exons: 4
Coding region: 31-2091 (686 amino acids)
Molecular function (GO): protein binding
Source: RefSeq, a predicted model, not a curated record